This is a messenger RNA of Phyllotreta striolata, 3192 nucleotides long. NCBI's taxonomy places the organism in Eukaryota, Metazoa, Arthropoda, Insecta, Coleoptera, Chrysomelidae. The record is from the annotation of a GenBank genome assembly.
AUGGAGGCGGUUAUAUCUUGCAUAAGGGGGGUGUUGGUGUGCUCAAAGCACCCCAUGCUCCUGAGACAAUUGGAAAACGAGUAUCGACAAUUAUUGGGCGACAGGAUCCCAUACGCCCAAUUCGGUUACAAAAGUUUAGAGGAAUUCCUGUCUUCGGAUCCAUCAUUAAGGCUGCUCAACAACAAUGGGGACCUCUACGUGCAGGCCUUGCUCAAAGCGGAAUCAGCGCACAUCGUCAAAAUGAAAAUGAAAGAGAAAACGAAAACGAAAAAACCGACGAGCCGCGGGAAAUUGUACGCGCGCGCGCCGCCCACCGCCAAAUGGCAGCCACACCACAAAAGCCACAAAGCCAAAUACGCCAAAACGACGCGUCCCGGCGACCUGUCGUUCAAUCAAUUCGUCAACUACAAGGCGCCCUCCGUCCCGUCGAAGGUCGUCCUGCCCGAAAAUUCCUCUUUAAACCAGCGAAAUGUACCGCCCAGGUUCCAGAAGCAAUCGGCGCCCGCCGUUUCGAAGUGGCUCCAGGUACAGGAUGUCAAACAGGAAUCCUCCAAUAACGCUCGUAACGGCCACUACAACAACAACAACAACAAUUUCGUGGCGGAUCGAUUGAAGAAAACGGCCCAAGAUUGUUGUUCGCCGGGCGUGAGCCGAAGGAAGACGAUCUCGAAGAUGAUGUCGGAGGUGAGCCUGGAGAAAUCGGAGCGAGACAGCGGCACGAGCAGCCCCAUCAGCGACGACAGCGCCUGCUCCGUGGGAUUCAGCCCCAAUCCGAAGGUGCCGGAAUUCGUGCCGGUCGGCGAUCCGAAGGUCGAUUUGAAGAACUUUGUGGAGUACCACAAGUUGGGUACGAUCGAAAUAACUACUGCCAAUACGAAGAAACAUAAAAUGUUCCUUUGCAAGAUACAGAUCGGUAAUCACAAAUACACGAGUUAUCCGGAGGAGUGUCGGACUGAACAGGAGGCCGAAUCGUUCUGCGUACGGGAGGCCUAUAAGGAUUUGACGGAGAAAUACGGUCGCAGGAAGUCCUUGGUGCUCGCCUGCGACAAGGACAUCCUCGAAAGGAUACCGAAGAUGUUGGAGAAACACAACGGCGGGAUUUGGGAGUGGCAAUUGCAAAUGGACUAUUGCGAGAAAUACCACGAGCAAUUGCCGGAGGAUUGGUUGAAAAUCAUCGAUAGCAGUCCCUGUAUUCACGUGCAAAAAGUCGUCGAUAAUUAUACGUUGAGAUACUGCAAACCCGAUGAGGCGUUACAGAAAGGCGGGCCGGCGUCGCCGCCGAAAUCGAUGACGCUCACCGACGUCUCGGUGCCAUCCAGCACGAUCGAAUUCUCCGAGGACGGCAAACUGUGGGCCGAAGUCCAGUACGUGGCGUCGGCGGGCGAGGUGUGGUGCGCCCAAAUCGACACCGACGAAAGCGCGAAGUUCCACGCCAUGUGCGACAAAAUGGAGGCGUUCUACGCGAAGCACAAGGCGUCGCUGCGCGCCCAAGUCGUCAACCGGGACGGGUACUACGUGGUGGAGCGCGACGACGGCUCGUGGGCGCGCGUCAGAGCUUUGGAGGUGAUCGACGACGGCGAAAGGGGGCGCACCGUUUCGUGUUUCUACAUCGAUUCGGGCGAGGAGGAGGCGCACGAGGCCGAGCGUUUGUACCAGCUGAAGAGGCAGUUCGCCAUUUGCCAGGCGCAGGCGUUCGUGUGUCGCUUGGCGGGCCUGGAGGAUCUCUACGAAAUAUCCAAUUACUCGGAGGCCCUGUUGCGGAUAUUGUUCAGUUCGCAGUUCAUACUGGAAGUGGCCUCGGACCUGAUAGCCGACGACGACAAAGUACCGCCCGUGUACAUGUACAACGCGGAAACCGGCCAAUCCGUCAACGAGGAAUUGCUGCACACGCUCACCAUGGAAUCGGCCUCGCCUAAUUUAACUACGAUGACGAUAGUGCAAGUGUACGUAUCGCACGUGGCCUCGAACGGGGACCUGUACGUGCAGGUGCGCACGCGCGGCUUCGAACGACUGUUGCAGCUGCUCGACGAGCUGGAGGCUCAAAUCGAAGAGAAUCCGCCGGUGGAGGUGUUGGAGCCGCUCGAACCGAAAACGAGUAGAAACCGAUUGUAUUUCGGACGGAGCGCAGAGGACGAUCGUUGGUACAGAUUGAAAAUCAUCGAUUGGUCGCCGAACCAACAGAUGGCGCAAAUUCACUACGUGGAUUACGGACACACGGCCAUCAUCGAAGUGAAGAGUACAGUACUCUAUCCAUUGGACAAAUUAGACGACGUUUUAAACGUGUAUCCCCUGCAAGCAGUUAAAACGAGAAUGGUGUUGGAGGAAUUGCCGGCCGAUUUCGUGGCCGUGACGAGCAAAGUAAUGACCAAAGAGGAGCCGGUGAUCAUGAAAAUCAUCCGGUUCGACGACGAGGGCACGCCGCUGGCGGAAUUCUUCCGGCGCAACGCCGACGAAUCGCUGUUGUGCAUCAACAAAUCCAUCGCCAUGGAAAACGAACUGACCAGAAACAGCGAUAACGGCGCCUGUUUGAAAAGGAAAACGUUGUUGAACGCGAAAAAUUCGAAAAACGUCCCGUCGGGCGGCAAGUUGGGCGCGCCGCCGCUGCCCCGGCAGCACGAGUGCUUCGAGAUCCACGUGCCGUUCGCCGUCAAUCCGUACAACUUCUUCGUGCAGCCGCUCGAAUCGCAGCAACGGCUCCACGAGCUGAUGGAGCGCCUGCAGGAGCGCUACGGCACCGUCCUCUACAGCCCGCUGACCAUCGACGAGGUGGCGCCCGGCAACAUUUACGCCUCGAAAUUCACCGACGGCAAUUGGUACAGAACCAGCGUGAUAAAAGUGAUCCACAGCGGUUCGAUUUCGGUGUUUUACUGCGAUUUCGGUUACUACGCUAACGUUACAUUACAACAAUUAAUACCAUUGGACGUGGAAUUUAUGGAGUUACCCUAUCAGGCGAUCAAGGCGAAAUUGGCAGGUAUCAAACCGAAGCAUUCGAAUUGGACGAUGGAGCACUGCGAGGAGUUCAAAAAGACGGUGGAAAGGAAACAUUUCUAUUCCAUAUUGUUGAAAAUCGAAAAGGACGAAUUGUACGAGUCCGAUAUCGUGUUGAAUUUGAUGUUGAUCGAUACGUCGUCGCCGGAGGACGUUUAUAUCGAAAAGGAGCUCAUACGUAAAGGCAUCGCCGCCGAGGCUUAG